Molecule: messenger RNA, 945 nt
Organism: Pestalotiopsis fici W106-1
Lineage: Eukaryota; Fungi; Ascomycota; Sordariomycetes; Amphisphaeriales; Sporocadaceae
Product: Ubiquinone biosynthesis protein COQ4
Exons: 1
Coding region: 1-945 (314 amino acids)
Biological process (GO): ubiquinone biosynthetic process
Cellular component (GO): mitochondrial inner membrane; mitochondrion
Source: RefSeq, a predicted model, not a curated record
AUGAAGGCGUCAACUCAACCUCUACGGGCGGUCCUGCGCCGACCGAGUCCCCGGUCAACGUCAAUACUCCCUACCGCCGCGACGUCAACAUCCCACUUACAAGAGUCUGGCCGUGUGCCGGUAAGACAAUCGCAGCUACAACAUCAAGAGACAGCAUUCUUCUCUGUACUGAACCGGCCAGCACCAAGUUAUCCCGGCCAUGUCCCGCUCACCAAAGUCGAGCGCUUCGCUCUGGCCCUGGGCUCCGGCAUCGGCUCGCUCAUAAACCCAUAUCGAGCAGACCUAAUCGCGACUUGCGGCGAGACGACCGCAACACCCUACUUUAUUUAUCGGCUACGACGGGCCAUGCUAUCGGACCCGACGGGACGACGCAUCCUGCGCGACCGGCCGCGCAUCACAUCGCAGUCCCUCGACCUGCCGUACCUGCGGACGCUGCCGCCGACCACGGUGGGCGGCAACUACGUGGCGUGGCUGGACCGCGAGGGCGUCAGCCCGGAUACCCGCGCCGACGUGCGCUACAUUGACGACGAGGAGUGUGCCUACGUUAUGCAGCGGUACCGCGAGUCGCACGAUUUCUACCACGCACUCACGGGCCUGCCCAUCGUUCGUGAGGGCGAGGUUGCCCUCAAGGCCUUUGAGUUUGCCAACACCCUGCUGCCCAUGACGGGCUUUGCCUGCCUGGCCGUCGGCACCAUGAAGCCGAGUGAGCGAAAGAGGUUUUGGGAGGUGUACGGUCCCUGGGCGCUGCGAAACGGCAUGAGAAGUCAAGAGGUCAUCAACAUAUACUGGGAAGAAGAAAUGGAGACGGACUGCGAGGCUCUGAGAAAACGCCUCGGCAUUGAAAGGCCGCCUGAUCUGAGAGAAACCCGCAAGAAGGAAAAGGAAGACCGCAAGAGGAGAAAAGAGGCAGGAAAGGCCAUGGGUGAUGUCGCGAAUGCUGCGUAA